CAACUCCUUCCGACCGGAUACCCACUCAAACCGUCGGGUAGAGAAUCGCCGUCAAACAUCCACUGUUGGCGAUAAAGACCCCCGGCGGAUCGCUGCUUGGGUGACGCAAAUCGUUCGAUUGACUUUUCUUUGUUUUCCCGACGUCUACUGCCCAGGUGCAACGGUCACCGGGCGGAGCGAGCUUGCUGCAGCCGAGCGCGGGUCUGAGGCCCGUCGACCUUCUCCGACCGCCGAGGCCCCAAAAGUCGGAGCCGUUUCAAUUAAAAGGCUGGGAGGUCCUGGCCUACCUUCCAAACACACCCACAGCGCCCUCCCGAGACGGUUCAAUCUCCUCAAGCAUCGAGCAACCCCCCCCCACACACAAUCACAAUGUCCGCCGAAGGAGGGGAAACCGGCAAGGCCGGAGUUAUCGUCGCGCAAGACGGGGCGCCUCCCCUGGACAAGCUUUCCCACGCCGUUGUCGACGAUCUAUUGUAUAACAUCGUCCACGACCUCCUGCUCAAAGUGCACCGAGACGAGAAGAUUGCGCGCGCAAACACGGCCGCCAUCAAGGUGGAGAAGCUCGCAAAGAACACUACGGAUGGCACAACGGACCCCAGCCCCGAUGUCGAGGUCGAAACGGAUGCAGCUAUAUAUAAGGAGGGGAAGGUGAUGCUGAAGGGCAACCCGCUCAAGACGACCAAGGAAAUCCUGUGCCCGAAAUGCCACCUCCCCCGACUGCUGUACCCCACGGACGGCAAGGGCGCGAGGAAGCCGGACCCCGGCGUUAUCUACUGCAAGAAGCACCCCUACAUUGAGAAGGCGGGCUACGACAUUUACGGGCAGACGUGGGUUGCGCCAGGGCCGGGCCGAGGCAAGAAGAAGAAGGAUCAGAAGCUCGACCCCAAUGACCCGAGCUCCCCGGCGCCCGGCGAAGGAAGCGCAAAGGACCGGCCGUCUAACGUGCUGAGCUUUCCCAGCGCGACGUGCCCCAAGUGCAAGAGGUGCAUCCUGGUGACGCGUUUGAACAACCACAUGGGCGGAUGCAUUGGCAACAGCGGGCGCAAUGCCAGCAGAGCGGCCGCGCAGAAGAUUAGCAACGGCAGCAACGGGGGCAGCCAGAACAACGACAACACCCCGCCCGGAAGCCAGAAGGGCACGCCGCGACCCGGAAGCCGGGGUGCGAGCCCCAGGAAGCGGGACGGUGACGAAUUCGACGAGGAUGGGGAGGACUCUGACCAAAACAAUCCCAAGAAAAAGAAGAUCAAGCCGAACUCGCUGACCAAGAAGGUCAUUCUGAAGGCCAAGAGUUCCGCCGCACUCGGCAAUCUGAAGAAGGACAAGGUAAAGCCUAGCUCGAUGCUCAACGUGGAGCAAACGGUGGACGACGACGACGACGCAAAGGACUCGACGGUGCAAGUGGCGCCGAAGAAACCGGCGCCGAUUUCAAAAAGCGCCUCGCCAACCAAGAAGAUCAAGCUGGGAGCGGCGAAGCCACGGUUGCCCUCGCCGGCCGGCAAGAAGGUUAAGAAGGAUCGCGACUUGGAGAGCGAGUCUUCGGGGACUCCGUCAUCGCCGCCUCGCUAACUCGGCGGCCGGUCGAUGGCCAGCUCUGUCGACUUCAAAUUGUUGUUUCCCACUUCGCAUCGACACUUGCUUCUCUCUGCGCAUCACAUUGGUCACGGUUCGGAAACGUUUCGCAUCAUUGCCCACGGUGGGCUGGUCCGGGUUGGCGGCGUUCUCUGCAUUUGCGUUCAUCGGCUCCGGGCAUUUACGGGACAUGACUCUUGUACUAUUACGACGAAG
Messenger RNA from Thermothelomyces thermophilus ATCC 42464, 1785 nucleotides. RefSeq lists its product as uncharacterized. NCBI's taxonomy places the organism in Eukaryota, Fungi, Ascomycota, Sordariomycetes, Sordariales, Chaetomiaceae. The transcript is spliced from 2 exons. The record is from RefSeq and is a predicted model, not a curated record. Bases 370 to 1566 code for a protein of 398 amino acids.